AUGGUGGAACAAAUACAGAACAAGUUUGCUAGAUUCCUGUAUCUACGACUGUAUGGUGUAUAUCCCUUCUAUCCCCUGUCUUACCCGACGUUGUUCGUGCUCGGCAUGGUAGGAUAUACACAGCUGCGGGUCAGGAGGGAACUGGCGCUGGUCUUAUUUGUGGUCCGAAUUAUGAGGGGUCUUCUGUACAACCCGGAUAUACUAGCACGGGUCAACCUUAACGUGCCAGACAAGUACGUGUGGCGGCGAAGACGACCUGCUCUGCUCGAAGAGCCCCGUGCCCGCACCAACCUCCUUCAGAAGGCGCCGCUGACGCGGGCACUGCGCUGCAUUAAUGAAGUUGCAUCGGAAACCGACGUUUUCUGCUGUGCUCAGAUUGCAGAGGGCACCUUUACAACUGUGGUCACUGCUUGGCCUGAUGUUACGGACACGAGCCUAAGAGCUGAAAUCCUACGAAUCUUCUUCUACUUGGUCUGGUGGAUCUUUGUGUUGAGAACAGCCGCCGUUUACGCUUUGGUGACCUGCAUUUCUAUAAUAGUUGGUCAGCAGUUUAAGAAUUUGCAAAGUUAUUUUUAUAGUCUCAAUGAAAUAUUUCAAGACGACGACGAAAUAAAAGUUUGGGAGCAGGAGCGAAGGGAGCAGAUUUAUGAGGAAGCUGUAAGAACAGGGUUUAAAUUACAUGACCAAACUUUGAGAUGUACAAAUGAAUAUCAAGUAACUUGUAACGUAAUCUUCAGCGGCCAGAUUCUAGUGAACGUAUCAGUUCUCUGUCUGCUGAUGCUUCAAAUGGUGAGCACGGAGCGAACUUUGAUGAACACCCUCGCCAUUUUGUCAACGGCUUUAGCAGUUCUGAUCGGCUCUGGCUUGAUUAUGUGGAAUGCUGGCGACAUUUCUGUUGAGGCAGCCGUUCUACCGACUGCGAUGUUCCAUUGUGGGUGGCACAAUUGCCGUGGCAAGUCAGGGCCUAGAAUCAAGAGGAUGCUGGUGGUGGCUAUGAGACAAAGUCAGAGGCCCGUCAUAAUAAGCAGCUUCGGUGUAUUAGAAAUUUCGUACCAGUCGUAUUUAUCGAUUGUGAAGUCAUCUUAUUCAGUAUUCUCGCUAUUAUACUAGAAGAAUAUAAAGUAAAACAAGGAAUACCCAAUUUGAGUGUUUUCAAACAAAAAUCUUAGCUGUCAAUAAUAAAAUUAUUGCAAGCAAUAGAGUAGAAUGCACUUA
Molecule: messenger RNA, 1215 nt
Organism: Aricia agestis (brown argus)
Lineage: Eukaryota; Metazoa; Arthropoda; Insecta; Lepidoptera; Lycaenidae
Exons: 7
Coding region: 1-1110 (369 amino acids)
Biological process (GO): sensory perception of smell; detection of chemical stimulus involved in sensory perception of smell
Cellular component (GO): plasma membrane
Molecular function (GO): olfactory receptor activity; odorant binding
Source: RefSeq, a predicted model, not a curated record